AUGGCCGAAGUAAAUUGCACAUUUUUGGUAGUAGGAGGCGGCAUAGCAGGUGUUUCCUGUGCCGAAACGUUAGUUUUUUUUGCGGAUCCAAAAGAUAGCAUCAUUCUAAUAACUGAAUCAUCUCUAGUCAAGGCGGCUACCAACAUAAUUUCGCUCGGCAAAGUACUCACGCGUUUCGAUAUCGAAGAAAAACAAGCGACUUCGUUAAACAAGAGUAUCCGUGUGCUGGAAGAUCAAUUACUGCGAGUUGAAAGCAAUGGUCAUUUUAUUCUGACCGUUAGUGGAAUGAAAAUAUUGUAUAAAUACCUGUGUCUUUGUGUGGGUGCUCGACCUAAACUGAUCAAACAAGCCGACGGUAAUCCGAACGUAAUUGGAAUCCGAGACACUGAGUCGGUUGUUCAAUUCAAAAAUCGUGUCCAAGAUGCUACUCGUCUUGCGGUAGUAGGCAACGGUGGGAUCGCAUCAGAAAUAGUAUACGAAAUAACGGACAUUGAGGUCCAUUGGAUAAUAAAAGAUGAAUACAUCAGUUCAACAUUCGUUGAUUCCGGAGCAGCAAAAUUUUUUCAAGAUCGUUUGAGUUGUAAAGGCAGUCAAAAAACUGUUGUUAAACGUAUGAGAUACAUGGAAGAGAGAGCGGAAUCCAGUAAAGUGAAACAAGGAGCUGCCUUAGGUCCUGACUGGCACAAAACGGUAGAUAUUUCUGGAAAAUUGCAAAAUGUACCGACUUCCGUUCAAAUUCAUUACAAAGCUGAGGUCGAGGAAAUUCAUGCACAGUCUGAAGGAUACCCUUUAAAACUUUGUCUUACUAAUGGAGACACAGUGGAGUGUGAUUUAAUCGUGUCUGCUACUGGAGUUACUCCUGCAAUCAAUUUUACUUCAGACCGAGACUUCCAGCUUGGGCCCGAUGGAGGAUUGUACGUGGAUUGGGCUAUGGCCACCUCGUUGGAUGACAUUUAUGCCGCUGGAGACGUGUGCUAUGCAGGCUGGGAACAUGCCCCGCACUGGUUUCAAAUGCGCUUGUGGACUCAAGCCCGCCAGAUGGGAUCGAUGGCUGCACGAGCAAUGGCAGCGAAGCGAACUGGAGAGACAAUUUAUCAGGACUUUUGUUUUGAAAUGUUUAACCACGUUACCGAGCUGUUUGGGUACCAAGUGGUGCUACUGGGACGUUAUAAUGGGCAAGGGCUGAACGAUAAGUACGAAGUUUUGCUUCGGAUGACACCCGGUUUGGAGUACAUAAAACUGGUGAUGGUGGAUGGACGACUUCAAGGAGCAAUGUUGAUUGGCGAAACGGGUCUGGAGGAAACGUGUGAAAACUUGAUUCUCAAUCAGCUGGACUUGACACCUUACGGGGAAGAUUUGUUGGAUCCGAACAUCGAUAUUGAAGAUUAUUUUGAUUAGUUGGAAUUUUGUUAUCUAUGGAAUAAAAGGCAGUAAUGUGUA
This is a messenger RNA of Malaya genurostris, 1440 nucleotides long. It is a transcript of the gene Pyroxd1, whose product is annotated as pyridine nucleotide-disulfide oxidoreductase domain-containing protein 1. The record is from RefSeq and is a predicted model, not a curated record. The transcript has a single exon. Bases 1 to 1398 code for a protein of 465 amino acids. Gene Ontology annotation, molecular function: oxidoreductase activity. NCBI's taxonomy places the organism in Eukaryota, Metazoa, Arthropoda, Insecta, Diptera, Culicidae.